Molecule: messenger RNA, 2175 nt
Organism: Python bivittatus (Burmese python)
Lineage: Eukaryota; Metazoa; Chordata; Lepidosauria; Squamata; Pythonidae
Gene: ACSL6
Product: acyl-CoA synthetase long chain family member 6
Biological process (GO): long-chain fatty acid metabolic process
Cellular component (GO): membrane; endoplasmic reticulum
Molecular function (GO): long-chain fatty acid-CoA ligase activity
Source: RefSeq, a predicted model, not a curated record
UUCUUUUAAAGCAAUUGUGCAUGAAUGGUGUUUCACAGUUAAGCAAGAGGUGGCCAUUUCAGUCUUUGAAAAGAUGCAAGCACAAGAGAUUCUAAGGAAUUUGCGCCUUCCAGAACUUGAAGACUUCAGCCAAUUUUUCCGAAGCUUGCCAGCUUCCGCCUUGGUGGGCAUUGGCGCCUUGGCAGCUGUUAUUGCAUAUUGGCUUGCCAACCGCCCCAAAGCGGUGAAACCACCAUGUGAUCUCCUAACGCAAUCAGAGGAAAUCGAGGGCUGGGAUGGUGCACGGAGAUCUGUAAUUGGUGACAACACACAUUUGCUAACUCAUUACUAUGAUGAUGCAAGGACCAUGUAUGAAGUUUUUAGAAGGGGUUUUAAUAUAUCUGAAAAUGGUCCCUGCUUAGGAUUCAGGAAAUCUAAACAGCCUUAUCAGUGGUUGUCCUAUAAAGAGGUUGCUGAAAGAGCAGAAGCACUGGGGUCAGGUUUACUCCAAAAAGGAUGCAAAUCAUCAGCAAACCAAUUUAUUGGGGUCUUUGCACAAAACCGGCCAGAGUGGAUCAUUUCUGAGCUGGCUUGCUAUACCUAUUCCAUGGUUGUGGUUCCCCUGUAUGAUACAUUAGGCCCUGGAUCCAUUCGUUAUAUUAUUAAUACAGCUGAUAUUUCUAUAGUAGUUUGUGAUAAACCUGAAAAGGCCAGAGUCCUGUUAGAACACGUAGAAAAAAAAGAAAUACCGGGCUUGAAAUCAGUUAUUUUGAUGGACCCCUUUGAGAAGGAUCUUAAAGAAAGAGGACAAAGAUGUGGAGUUCAAAUCCAGGCAAUGCAGGAAGUAGAGGACUGUGGUAGAGAAUGCUGGCAUGUCCCUGUACCUCCUCAACCAGAAGAUCUGUCAAUUGUCUGCUUUACUAGUGGCACCACAGGUAACCCAAAAGGUGCUAUGCUGACUCAUGGAAAUGUGGUGGCUGAUUUUUCAGGUUUUUUGAAAGUGACAGAGAGUCAGUGGUCUCCUACAUAUGAGGAUGUACACAUUUCCUAUUUGCCUUUAGCACACAUGUUUGAGAGAAUGGUACAGUCUGUAGUAUAUUGUCAUGGAGGACGAAUUGGCUUCUUCCAAGGGGAUAUUCGCUUGCUGUCUGAUGAUAUGAAAGCUCUGCGUCCCACCAUCUUUCCUGUCGUGCCAAGGCUACUCAAUAGGAUGUAUGAUAAGAUCUUUAGUCAAGCAGACACUCCUAUGAAACGUUGGCUUCUUGAAUUUGCCGCCAAGCGUAAAAAGGCAGAAGUUCAAAGUGGGAUCAUUAGAAAUGACAGUAUAUGGGAUAAAUUAUUCUUUAACAAAAUACAGGCAAGCCUGGGUGGUUGUGUUAGGAUGAUUGUUACUGGAGCUGCUCCUGCUUCACCUACAGUUCUGGGUUUCCUUCGAGCAGCACUAGGAUGUCAGGUUUAUGAAGGCUAUGGUCAAACAGAGUGUACAGCUGGGUGUACCUUUACCACUCCAGGAGACUGGACAUCAGGCCACGUUGGAGCACCUUUGCCUUGUAAUUUAAUUAAACUGGUGGAUGUUGAAGAAUUGAAUUACUUUUCUUCCAAAGGAGAGGGAGAGAUCUGUGUCAAAGGUCCCAAUGUUUUCAAGGGCUACUUAAAAGAUAGAGCGAGAACAGCUGAAGCAUUGGACAAGGAUGGCUGGCUUCAUACAGGGGACAUUGGAAAGUGGCUGUCUAAUGGGACACUCAAAAUCAUUGAUCGAAAGAAGCAUAUAUUUAAAUUGGCUCAGGGAGAGUAUAUCGCACCAGAAAAAAUUGAAAAUAUCUACAUUCGUAGUGAACCUGUUUCCCAAAUAUAUGUGCAUGGAGAUAGCUUACAGGCCUUUCUGGUGGGGAUAGUUGUACUGGAUGCUGAAGUCAUGCCAGGCUGGGCCAAGAAAAGGGGCUUUGAUGGAACUUUUGCAGAGCUUUGUAACAAUGCGGAACUGGAAAAAGCUAUAAUGGAAGAUAUGGUGCACUUAGGAAAAGAGAGUGGACUUCAUUCAUUUGAACAGGUUAAAGCUAUUUACAUCCACUCUGAAAUGUUCUCCGUACAAAAUGGUCUGUUGACACCCACGUUAAAAGCCAGGAGACCAGAGCUGAGAGAAUACUUCAAGAAACAAAUAGAACAGCUUUAUUCAAGCAUCUCCAUCUGACAGCG